UUUUGCGCAAUGCUGGAUAGGCUGUCUUCAUAGGAGACGGCUGAUAUUAAGAGUGUUUUUGAAAACGCUUUCACUGCAUACUGAUUAAGAGUUUUCCAUUCUCUUUCUCGCGUUUAAGCUGUUUGAGGGACAACAGACUGUGCCCCGUGACAGACAUAAAAUAUAGGACAAAUACGGUGAUUUAUUUGACAUUCGUCUGUCGAUAUAAAAAUUGGAAGGCAAUUGGUAAGAUGGCGCUUAAAAUGAACAUCGAGUGUUUCCGUGUGGUAACGGCAAUAGUCAUCCUGUUCUAUUCGGACCGGUCACUCUGCAGGUGCAAUGGUCUAUCCACGGUCCAGAGAAUUGGGAAUCAGAUCCUGGGAAGCAUGAACUACGCCUCCAGCCGGGCGAGGGAGGUGGUGGACCUCAUGUUUCUGGUAGACGAGUCUGGCAGCCUUUCCAGGAAGGAUUUCCAGUCGGAGUUGGAGUUUAUCAAGAACAUACUGGAACAUUUCAGCGUGGCGCCACAGUACACACAGGUCGGCAUUAUCACAUUUGGAAACGACGCCAAGGUCCACAUCAGUUUGGACGUGGGGUCGAAGCUGGACAAAUGCGAGUUCAUAAAGAGACUCGGUCACGUGGGGUACCGAGGAGGCAUGACCAACAUGCAGCAAGCGUUCUACUUGGCAAAGCAGAAUUUGGACCGAGUGCGGUCAACUGGUCGGGGCGCUCUACAGGUAU
Lingula anatina is the source of this 720-nucleotide messenger RNA. RefSeq names its product sushi, von Willebrand factor type A, EGF and pentraxin domain-containing protein 1-like. The record is from RefSeq and is a predicted model, not a curated record. Gene Ontology annotation, molecular function: Notch binding; calcium ion binding. Gene Ontology annotation, biological process: Notch signaling pathway. Lineage: Eukaryota; Metazoa; Brachiopoda; Lingulata; Lingulida; Lingulidae.